GAGGGGGGGGAAGUGGCGGGUCAGAAUUCCGAGACAGGCGGACAACGAAUCGCCGGGCUCGCGCGCGGUUUCCUCUUCCGGGGUCUCCAUUUUGGCGCCUAGCAACGGGAAGUCAAGCCUCGGAACGGUGAAUCGGUUCUGGAAGCCCCGCGGCCUCAGGCUCCGCUUAGUUCCCACUUGUCAGCCGGGGCCCCGUGAGGCGAAUGUUUCCUAGGCCUCUGGCCUAGAAAUGUGGGGCGGACGUCGAGAGGCUUCUUGGCCUUCGCUCCUGACAGUGGGGAAGCUGAAGAACUUUUCUCCAAGUGUGUGAGGAGAAGAGGAGGAGGACGAGGAGAACCAACAGCAGUCACAGUAGGACUCGCAGCCCGCACUUUCCCGUGUUUAUUCACUGAAAUGUUCGUGGAAGGGAAUUGAGCACACAUAUCUCUGGCCAAACUUCCUGUUGUGCGCGCACACACCUGUAGUCUUCGGGCAAAAAAAAAUCUUAUUAAAACAAGUUGGGAACCAGAAAACGGUGCAUGUAGAUGCUGAUGAUGCACUAGUCACCUUCCCUUAGACAGCAUGUCGAAGAAAUCGGAGGCUCCACUGUCCUUAUCUGACUGUCGCUGUAAUAUCUGCAUGGAGAUUUUACUGGAACCAGUCACACUGCCAUGCAACCACACUCUCUGCAACUCCUGUUUUCAGCUUACAGUGGAAAAGAGCAGCCUGUACUGCCCUUUCUGUCGUCGGCGAGUCUCUUCUUGGGCACGAUAUAAUGCCCGCAAUAACACUCUUAUUAAUUUGGAAUUAUGGGAAAAGAUUCAAAAACAUUUUCCAGAAGAAUGCCAACGCAGAAUUAGUGGACAGGAUGUGGAAGAAGAUAUGUGCCUACAUCAGCCAGUGCGCUGUUUAAGUAAACCUGGAGAAUUAAGACAGGAGUAUGAAGAAGAGAUAAGCAAGGCAGAAGCAGAACGACUGGCUCAUGAAGAAGAAGCAAGCAAUGCAAGCAAAGAGUAUAUUCAAAGGCUAUUGGCAGAAGAGGAAGAAGAACAGAGGCUAGCAGAAGAAAGGAAAAAACAGAUGGAAGAACAAUUACUACUAGAUGAAAUAUUGGCACGGAAACUAAGUUGCGAUCUGAACAGCUCUGCUGAGGAGCAAAUGAACAGCCUGUCACAUGGACCCUCCCCAGUUGAUUCUGGCAAAACAUCAAAAAGCAAAAGCUGCAGUUCUGUGGACAUUAAAAAGUAUUUGUCUCCAAAGCCCUUUAAUUCCUUGCCUCCAAAGAGGUGCUUUAAAAAUUUGCAAGAAGAACGCUCUGGCUCCUUUUCUGAGGAGAGCAGCAACACUAAAAACAUCUGUACAUCAAGAGAAAAGGGAAGAGAAAAUGAAAUGCCCACACUAUCUCCACAGGCAAUCAGGGAGGCAAAGAGAGGUGCAGAUGGUUAUGACUAUAAAAAUGAGAGUUUUACAAUAGACAUGCAGUUGAGAACAUCUCAAGAAUCCUUCCCUGAAGCAGCAGUUGAUUCAUACUUAAAUGAUAAAAGGAAAAGAACGUUCUCACAAACUGAUGAUGAAGAAGAGAUGGAUGAUAUAGAAAGGCAGAUAAGUUUGGAGCAGCAGUUUUAUGAAAGGCAAAAGCAAGAAGAAGAGGAUAGACGUCUGGCUCUGAAGCUUCAGAGGGAAAUGGACAAAGAACAGAACAUGCUAAAUCGCAAAAAAGGGUCUCCAGAUGAAUACCAUUUGCGUCCUACAACAUCUCAGUCAGUAAAAGAAUCUCCAGUUGCAAGGAAACGGAGCAGGCUUUCAAAGAACUCAAAGUCUUCAAACAGCCCACUUGAAACAGAUAAGCGAAAACUACACAGAAGCUCCCACAAUGAGAACUGGAAACCCUCUAACCAGCUCCAGGCAAAGUCACCUUCUGUAAAAGGAGGAAAUGUUUUGAAUUGUGUCAACAGCUCUAGCUCAAAAGAUGCAGAAGUGCUUUCAAGCAAGCAAAAAACCAUUCUUCAGAUGUUUAAGAGGCCUGCAACAAACUAGAUGAACAGUAAUACUUUCAUGACAUUGAUUGGAGUUAAUGAAGGGGCACUGUUGAAAAGCUGACCUAGUCAAACAAUUAUUUCUUCAGGGAUCAAGUGCUCUCAGAAUUAAUAUGAAACUUGAUUGGGAAUCAGUUGUGCCUGCUGUAUGCCCACUUGCUUUUACUUGUUGCAAUUCACUUCUUUAAUGCAUGCAUGGUAACAGGUUGCUCUGAAUGUCAAGAGAGAUGUUUGUUUAAAACCAUCAUGCACUACAGCUCAUGUAGUGUUCACUGUGUAAUCAAACCGGUUUCCUAUUACCCCCUCCCAGUUCCCUACCACAACAAUAGUAAGAAAAUUUGAAAAAAUAUGUAAACUUGGCUUGAACUGAGACAUCACUCUGUUUGAUGGGUCAGUGUAAGCUUGACACUGUUGAUGAUGUUGAUUCAGACUUACACUUUUAUUGCUGGAACACAUAGCAAAUGACCCAAAUGUCAUCCUUCACAUUUCCCCUAUAUAUAUCUGCCCUGAACUUAAGAAUUCCUAUUUUUUUCCCUAGUGUUUUUUCCUGUUUCUUGGAAUUAUUUGGUUAGAACAUAAUCCAUUAAAAUGGCUUUCAAGCUUCAUGAGAAAACUA
Molecule: messenger RNA, 2631 nt
Organism: Podarcis muralis (Common wall lizard)
Lineage: Eukaryota; Metazoa; Chordata; Lepidosauria; Squamata; Lacertidae
Gene: RNF168
Product: ring finger protein 168
Biological process (GO): protein ubiquitination; double-strand break repair
Cellular component (GO): nucleus; site of double-strand break
Molecular function (GO): nucleosome binding; ubiquitin-protein transferase activity
Source: RefSeq, a predicted model, not a curated record